Molecule: messenger RNA, 891 nt
Organism: Arvicola amphibius (Eurasian water vole)
Lineage: Eukaryota; Metazoa; Chordata; Mammalia; Rodentia; Cricetidae
Gene: Tdrkh
Product: tudor and KH domain containing
Exons: 5
Coding region: 1-891 (296 amino acids)
Biological process (GO): regulation of gene expression
Cellular component (GO): nucleus; cytoplasm
Molecular function (GO): mRNA binding
Source: RefSeq, a predicted model, not a curated record
AUGGCCACUGAACAAACUUCCUGGACAAGCCUGUCCACUAUUCAAAAAAUAGCCCUGGGCCUUGGGAUUCCAGCAAGUGCAACAGUUGCCUACAUCCUAUACCGCCGAUAUAGGGAAAGCAGAGAAGAGCGAUUGACAUUUGUUGGAGAAGAUGACAUCGAGAUAGAGAUGCGAGUUCCCCAGGAGGCUGUGAAGCUCAUCAUUGGUCGACAAGGAGCCAAUAUUAAACAGCUGCGGAAGCAGACAGGUGCUCGGAUUGACGUGGACACUGAGGAUGUAGGUGAUGAGCGAGUGCUGCUGAUCAGCGGGUUUCCUGUGCAGGUGUGCAGGGCCAAGGCCGCAAUCCAUCAGAUCCUGACAGAGAACACCCCAGUGUCUGAGCAACUCUCGGUGCCCCAGAGAUCUGUGGGCAGAAUCAUAGGGAGAGGUGGCGAGACUAUUCGCUCUAUCUGUAAGGCCUCUGGAGCCAAAAUCACUUGUGACAAAGAAUCAGACGGAACCUUACUACUUUCAAGACUUAUAAAAAUCUCAGGAACACAGAAGGAAGUGGCAGCAGCGAAGCAUCUGAUACUGGAGAAAGUUUCAGAAGAUGAAGAGCUUCGGAAAAGAAUUGCCCAUUCUGCAGAAACCAGAGUCCCACGAAAGCAGCCAAUCAGUGUGCGAAGAGAGGAAGUGACAGAGCCAGGUGGAGCUGGCGAAGCAACUUUAUGGAAGAAUACCAAUUCUAGCAUGGAGCCAGCUGCACCCCUGGAGGUUCCUCUCUGCAAAGGAGGUGGUGAUAUGGUUGUUACUGGAUCAAAAGAAGCUUCCUGGGAGAAACCUAAUGAUGACAGCUUUCAGUAUUCUGAUGCCCUGAGCAGUCCAGAGACAUCCAUGUUUGAAAGUAUGUAA